GUGCAGUUCAUAACAUUGUUGCUCUUGAUAAUAAGAAACGAUCUGAUUUCAAAAGUGUUGCAUUUGACUUUCGCAUCAAGAAAAUAUCUGCAUAUGGUAUAGCAUGCGAUAUUAUUGAGGAAAUUUAUAAGUUUCUUUACCCUUUUCAACAGCUAUUAGUAAAAGAAGCUAGUGCUGUUAUGAGCAGACUUAAAAAGAGAAAGAAGCACUGA
Dentiscutata erythropus is the source of this 212-nucleotide messenger RNA. The record is from the annotation of a GenBank genome assembly. Lineage: Eukaryota; Fungi; Glomeromycota; Glomeromycetes; Diversisporales; Gigasporaceae.